AUCUAUUGACGGCCGGAUUGUGGCACGUAAACAUCUGUGGCAGAACAGUGGUAGCGGAAGGUGUAGGUGCGACUGCUCUUUUUGUCCACACUGGUUUCAUGAUACCACGAUAUGGUGCUGUAUGCUGGGCAUGAGUGGUGCUAACCCUACAUGAAAUGCUUGACAUAUGGAAGCACUAUCUAACUCCCAAGAAUCUCUGUCUGACACAGCUGAACUCUUGGUCAUGGAUAGACAAGGAGAGCAUAUGGCUUCAUAUUCUACCAAUCAGCAUGAAGGAGAGAACGUGACACUUGGAGUGAAUGAAGAUGGUGCUAGUGGCAAUGGCAUUGGUACCAGUGUGGCACCAUCAACAGCACCACCUGAUGGUGGCAACAGUAUCUAUGUCUUUGUGGCUUCUUUAAUGGCAGCUAUUGGAGGUGUGUUGUUUGGAUAUGAUGUGGGGAUAAUCUCAGGUGCUCUGCUCCAGCUCAAGGUGGAUUUCUCUCUAUCCUGUAUAGAGAGAGAACUGGUGGUGAGCACCAUGCUUCUGGGGGCUGUCAUAGGGUCACUAUCUGGAGGUUUUAUUGUUGAUUACUUUGGGAGAAGAUAUGCCAUUAUGGUUAAUGCUGGUAUUUUCAUCAUUGGUGCUCUGGUGUUGGCUUUAUCUCCUAAUUAUUCAGUCUUGAUUGUAGGUCGCCUAGUUGUAGGAUUUGCUGUUUCUUUAUCAGCCAUUGGAGAGUGUGUAUACAUAUCUGAAAUUGCUCCACCGACCAAGCGUGGCUUGUUAGUGUCUUUAAAUGAGCUGGGGAUUACUGUAGGGCUGUUACUGGCAUACUUGGUCAACUAUCUAUUCAUCUGUGUUGGAGCUGGAUGGAGGUAUAUGUUUGCCUUAUCCAUUGUCCCUGCCUUGGUCCAGGGCAUUGGUAUGUUCUUCCUGCCCCCUAGUCCCAGACACUUGAUGCUGAAGAGAAAAGAACAACAGGCUCAGGAAGUUUUACAAAAGCUUAGAGGUUACUCCAAUGUAACUGUUGAGUGGAAUGCCAUCAAGGCAUCUGUUAACAAAGAUGGGCAGCAAAGUUUCUUUGACCUAUUCCGAGGAGCAGAUAACAUGAGAGGCAGGCUCCUUAUUGGCUGUGGAUUGGUUCUUUUUCAACAGUUCACUGGUCAACCCAAUGUGUUAUACUAUGCACCAACUAUAUUUCUGUCCAUUGGCUUUGAAAGUGACACAUCAGCUACUUUGGCCACUGUUGGACUAGGUGUUAUCAAGGUCCUGGCCACUGUGUGUGCCCUCCUCUCUGUUGACAGGACAGGAAGGAGGACCUUCCUCAUGUUUGGUGGCUGCUGUAUGGGAAUUAGCAUAUUUCUGCUGGGUGUAGGCACUCUCUCCUUGCCUCAUAGAGAUGUCCGUCCGUGCCAAAAUCAAAACCUGACCAGUCCAGGGGUGUCCAGGUACCAGGGCUGUGAACCAGUGACCAGUGGAGCUGGACCUGAGAUAGGGAAUCUCUCCAGCCAAUCUCCAGCUUUUGCAGCUGGUUUUGACAUUUUUCCAGUCUCAACAACACAUAUACCAGCACAGCGAGAGAGACGGGACAUGAACUCAUCAGGAAGUAAUUACCCACCUUUUGUCAUGGGGGUUGAUGUGAUAUAUGAUGACAAUAACACAAGUGGUAAGACUAAUUCUACAGUACUGUUUAACUCAGCUGACACAUUGAGUGUAGAGAAAAACAGGACAGUGGAUGCUCCAGAGUGGAAUGUUUCCCCUUGGACCAAAUGGCUGUCUAUGGUAGCAUUGAUGGUAUAUGUAGCAGCAUUUGCAGUGGGAUUUGGACCAGUGACUUGGCUAGUCCUGAGUGAGAUAUUCCCUUCUUCUAUAAAGGGGCGUGCAAUAGCAUUUGCCACAGUCAUGAACUGGGGAAGCAAUGUGAUCAUUUCUCUCACUUUCCUAGACAUCAUGAACGGGCUCGGUGCUUCCUGGACCUUUAUCAUGUACGGCAUCAUAUGUGCCAUGUCAGUGGCCUUUAUUUUUGCCUUUGUCCCAGAGACUAAGAACAGGAGCCUGGAAAUCAUCUCAGAAGAACUGAGAGACAGAGGUGAAAAUAACUGUACAUUUACUGUAUGCUGCCAAAGUUUGAUGUUCUCCAGUCAACCGGCUGAUGUUGAACUGCAGAAAGUGCCCGUGUUGCAAAGGCAAUAUGGUUCUACAGCAGAGGGUGACAUACCAGAGGAUGAGUGACAGCCAAACAGAUGGAGGUGUCCUUUGAUAUACAAAGACCAGUGCUUGUCUUAUACCCAUGGAGUUAUUUUUCGUUUCCCCCAGAAGGAUAAAAGCAGCAAUUGAAUCUCCAAGAAUAAUGUAAUUUAGAAGGAAAAGGUGAAGAGAUUACAAAUAAACAUGCCAUUUCAGCCAUUAAGGCUCCAGAUAUUUUUAUUCUGGAAAAAAAGCAAUAGUUGAAUCUCUAUGACAGUUUUAGUUGGAAAAAGAUUUCAUUGAAAAUGAAACGCUCCAUAUGAAAAGGAUCAGUUACAGUUUCAGUCAAUGUGAAGACAUCUUGAUGUGAUUAACACUGAGUCUUGUUUAUAAUAUUCAUCAAAUGAAGUUGAUUUUUUUUUUCUUUUUUUUUGUGAAGUUUUGGUUCGCUGGUUAACAUCACUGAUGGUUCAGUCAACAUAGUAGUAGUAUGGGCUGCAUGUGAAUUGUGAUCUACAUUUAGUCAUGAAGACACUGAUGUAUUGCUUGAAUUGUCAAGAGCAUCGUAUGUAAAAUUGAUGCAAUUUUUUUUCACUAUUGAGGUAUUUUAACAUUCAAAUCCUAUUUUUGAAAUUAUUCCUGUAUUAUAAGCUGCAAUCUACUUAAAGAAUGUGAAUGCAAAAAGCUGUAAUCUACAUAAAGAAUGUGAAUGCAAAAAAAAAAAAAAAAAAAAAA
Molecule: messenger RNA, 2902 nt
Organism: Lingula anatina
Lineage: Eukaryota; Metazoa; Brachiopoda; Lingulata; Lingulida; Lingulidae
Product: solute carrier family 2, facilitated glucose transporter member 10
Biological process (GO): D-glucose transmembrane transport
Cellular component (GO): membrane
Molecular function (GO): D-glucose transmembrane transporter activity
Source: RefSeq, a predicted model, not a curated record